AUGAUAAGUAGUGGAAGAAUUGUUCUCGCUUUAAGUGGGGGAGUGGACUCAGCUGUGGCAGCUUAUCUCUUAAAAAAAAGAGGCUAUGAAGUGAUUGCUGUUUUUAUGCAAAAUUGGGAUAACUACUUAG
Messenger RNA from Funneliformis geosporum, 130 nucleotides. The record is from the annotation of a GenBank genome assembly. Lineage: Eukaryota; Fungi; Glomeromycota; Glomeromycetes; Glomerales; Glomeraceae.